GUCCUCCUCCAGGAGCAGAACCUGGGGAUACGCUACAAGUUCAACGUGCCCAUCCAGCGCACAGGAAGUGGGGACAAUGAGGUGGGCUUCUCCUGGCACCACCUGCCCUGGUCUGAAUGCUCUGCUACCUGCGCUGGAGGUUCCCAGAAGCAGGAGGUGGUGUGUAAAAGGCUGGAUGACAACUCAGUGGUGCAGAACAGCUACUGUGACCCAGACAGCAAACCCCCAGAGAACCAGAGAGACUGCAACACUGAGCCGUGUCCUCCAGAGUGGUUUAUCGGGGACUGGUCGGAGUGUGGGAAGACAUGUGAUGGCGGGAUGAGGACGAGGACGGUUUUGUGCAUCAGGAAGAUCGGCCCUGCUGAGGAGGAGACACUGGAGGACACACACUGCCUGACUCACCGACCUAUCGAACGAGAGUCCUGCAACAACCAGUCGUGCCCGCCAAAGUGGGUCACUCUGGAUUGGUCGGAGUGCACUCCUAAAUGUGGCCCCGGCUUUAAGCACCGCAUCGCCUUGUGUAAGAGCAGCGACCUCACCAAGACCUUCCCCCCCGCACACUGCCCGAGCCACAACAAACCUCCGGUCCGAAUCCGCUGCAGUUUAGGACGAUGUCCCCCUCCUCGCUGGAUCCCUGGUGAAUGGGGACAGUGUUCGGCGCAGUGUGGCCUGGGCCAGCAGAUGAGGACGGUGCAGUGUCUGUCGUACACCGGGCAGCCUUCUAAUGACUGCGCAGAGUCCCUCCGACCCACCACUAUGCAGCAGUGCGAGAGCAAGUGCGACGCCACCCCCAUCGCCAAUGGCGACGAGUGCAAAGAUGUUAACAAAGUGGCCUACUGCCCGCUGGUCCUGAAGUUCAAGUUCUGCAGCCGUGCGUACUUCAGACAGAUGUGCUGCAAGACCUGCCAGGGCCACUGACCCUCUGGGAACAAGACAUAGCAAAGAAGAAAGAAGGCAACAAAGAUGGAGGAGCACGAUACAGCACUGAAAGGAAAAGAAAACAGGGCAGACUGAAAAGAAAAAACCUCUGGUCCAGUGGAAAAGAGACGAAGAGAGAUCGACGAAAAUGAUGGAUUUCCUCGCUUAUCACACCUGGUCCUCCUGCCCUCCAUCUUGGUGGCAUCCAAACCACUGCUCAGCCUACAACGCUGACACAAACGGUUUUAAUUUUCACUUCUGUGAAGUGGAACUUGGAAGAUUAUUCGCUGGUUAUUUUUAUUAUAAUAAUAAUUAUUGAUAUCAUUGUUAGUCUUCCUUCGUGUUUGUUGUUUUAUGAAUCCAAAGUGCUGGACACAUCACUUGCAGACGAUGUUACCCUCGGAGAUGGACAGACGGAGGAGAGGACCCUACGUUAGAAGAAAGGGGGUGGGAGUUGAAAGUGUCGGACUCCUGUCUUUGGGACGACUGUGAUGGUGCUGUUGGCAGGCAGACUUCUGGCUACGGUGCACUUUUUCCUGUAAAUACUUUGCCAAUUUACCGCUCAGAUACGACAGAGAACCCCCAUCAGUGUACUGUAUAUUUAUUGUACAAUUCCAAGCAGAGCUGAGAUAUUGUCCUCUUAUCAUGUUUGUGUCAGAUAGUAGCCUACUGUCAUGGAAGGGAAUGUAAUGUGAUUGAAUUCAUAUUCGACGUCUCUGUGCUGGAAUGAAAAUAUAACAUACUGUAACAUACGUUAAAUCCUUAUAUACUGUAAGGAUUUGUAUAUUAUAUAUGAUGUUAAUCCAGGACCAGAAAUACUACAUGGUUAUAAGAGGAUUUUUAAAUCACUUUUUCUUUCCCCAGAUGGGUGCCUUAGUUCCUAACACUUUAAUGAAAGCUCACUCAGUAUCACUAGUCCAAAGUAGUGUAAAGAUAUCGUAAGACGGUGCCUGGGCCACAUGAAAAACUAUUACCAAACUGGCCUUUACUAAACAUCCCAUUGAGGAGCUUCCAGUUCACUAUUGAAGGAUUCAUUUUGAAGGAGCAAAUUCUAUGAAGCAGCUUGUUCAUUGGAAUCACAGAGCAGUCAUUAUUUCUUACUGUUUUAAGGUGGAUGACUAUUACAUCAGAAGUUGUCAGAUAUUAUUGUACUUCAGCAGGAAGCAAAGGCUGUCAUUGUUUCAUUGCUUAUAAAAGUUAAAGGAAUAGAAAGAACAUUUUCUUUCUUGCAGUGAAUUAGACAACCAAGAUACCAGUCACUAUUACGUCUGUACUGUGAAUAUGAAUCUUUAACCAUACUACAGUUAGCUUGUUUUCAGACAAUAAUGACUUUAAAGUAUUUAAUAGUUUGCCUAUUAAACAGUAGAUUGUUUUUGUUCCGCUUUGGAGAUGCUCUUUUUCCAAUGUGUUGAAUGGGGAAAAGGCAAAGCAAUGAACAUGGAGGUUGCAAUAUCCCGUGGGCCACCACCCCAAAACGGCAAAUAAAUAAUCUGGCACCCUAAUAUAUUUUACACUUUGUAUUUGGAAGAAUUAAAACAUGCUCAUUACUUAUUUUGAGUUGCUAGCAAAGCUAACCGCCUCCUGGCUGUAGUUUCAUAUUGAACGUACAGACACAGUGAUCAUCAAUCUUCUCGCCUAAUUCUCAGCAAGAAAAUCCGAAAAUAUAGAUCUACGUUUUUUGGUGUACACAUACCACAAGUCCUUGUUCUCCUUUUUCUCAUUAUCAUUGUCCCGCAGCGACAAGAAAAAACCAGCCAACUCAACGGUGCUUUUCCAUUUUUUUAUUUUCAUUUUUAUUCCCACUGAGUACUAUGUUUACCUCUUAUUUUCCUCCUGCUCUACUCUGAGGGUUGCGGCCUUCCCAGGCUUCUGGUGCUAUCAAGUGGGUGCUUCCAUUCAACCCUCCAGUGUGCUUAAAAGUGAGGCUGGCUCCAAACAAUAUGAAAGUAUAUAUCCUUGUCAAUAUCUCUUAUGGUAAAUGCUGGUCAUGUUAUUGUUUUGUUUGUAUCUGUUUAUACCUCACACUGGGAAUUGUCAUUGUUAACCGUGUAUUGUAAUUUGCGCCACCAACAAAAUGGACACUUGCCCAGUUGUAACUGACUUACCCAGGUGACAUUCCUGCUGGUGUAGGGGGUUGUGAAAGAGAACAUCUCUAUCACACGCUUGUUAUGGAGGUACAGUAGGAACUAUGAAAGACGAUUAAGGAGUGUACAAGAAUCUCAUCGAAGUUGUUAACAACUCAUUUCUAAUUUUGCUGCUGCUACUUUUUUGUAGCCACCUUCAGUAGGACAAUGUCGAGCAGAUUUGAUCGGUUACCAAACCUUGAAUGAGGCCGUUGGGAAAGGACAGUGGACGCUGAGAAGCAUUUGAAAUCAGUCAAACUCAGAUUGCUUGGACUUCACUCAUCUACUGGCUGCGGGAUACGGAGCCUCCAGAAAAAAUUGAAUUGAAAUCACUCAAACUGGUACUCAUUGCUGUGAACUUGGAUGUUUGAAUGUCACAUUGCUUAUACCUGUACCUAACGUGCAAGAUAAAUGAAAAGCAUCAUGUGAUUAGUCGCGUAUAUUUUAUAUUCAGUAUUAAUGUUGGUACACUGUUACUAAUUUCUUUUUUUCAAAUGUAAAUUAUAUGCUAAUUUAUUACGUUGUCUCACUUGUACAUUUAUUUCACUGCAUGCAAACAGAACUUUAGCAUAGUGAAAAAA
This is a messenger RNA of Notothenia coriiceps (black rockcod), 3622 nucleotides long. RefSeq names its product A disintegrin and metalloproteinase with thrombospondin motifs 6-like. Gene Ontology annotation, cellular component: extracellular matrix. Gene Ontology annotation, biological process: proteolysis; extracellular matrix organization. The annotation marks the transcript as partial. Gene Ontology annotation, molecular function: metalloendopeptidase activity. The transcript has 6 exons. Lineage: Eukaryota; Metazoa; Chordata; Actinopteri; Perciformes; Nototheniidae. The record is from RefSeq and is a predicted model, not a curated record.